UUGAGUGUUUCAACGGCCUGAGGCAAAGUAGCCUUAAGCUAGACCAAUAUUCAUUGAAUCAUUUUAAUGGUAAUAAUUUGGUUACCCUGUUUUAAAUGCGUUGUGCUUCAUCUUCCAGGGUUUACAAUUUACCUGUUCAGAUAAUACGGUCAGGGUUUUGAAUUUUGUACCGCAUUUGCAGGUUACUGAGCAACUCUUCAGUUUCCAUUCUCACCACGCAAUUGAACCCUUUACAUUACUGGCAACUUAAUUACCUAUGUAUAAAGACUUUCCUAAUUCUCUUUUGAUUCUCUUUAAAUUUGGUAAACACACAUACUAAUGAAUUCUGAUAUUAUUAUGAAAAUCUGUUGUUUCCUUUUUUAUUUUUUCUAUAAUUGUGUUCUUAACCCUCACCCGUCCCAAUUUUUCUACCACCUUCUCAAGCUUCAUUAUCUUUUGAUUCUCUCUUUAGUUUUUCUUUUUUAGUUUUGAUCAAAAUGAAUUUGAAACCUUGCUUUCACUGGAUCCCUUCCAAAGCUGAAGAAGAAAAAGGAGUUGGCAGUGGAAGGUUUCCUCUGCAAUCAAUUCGUUGUGAUUUGGUGGAUGUAAGAGAGGAUUCAAACAUACCAUUGGACUUGAUGAAACAAUGGGAGAUUAGGAAAACACUUGCACCGGUUGAUAUUGGAUCUCUUGGCGGGCUAGUUUUGGAUCCUGUACCGGUUUACAAUAAUAUCUUUAGGUAUUGGAAUCAUCAAUUGGUUUUGAGCUUGAUAGAACGUGGGCAGCAGAUUCCGGUCAUCAUCAGGGAUUUGGAUACUAAAAGUGAGCAUUCUUUGUUCAUUAAGAAGUCUACUAUUGAUGAAUCCUUCAUAAUCUCUACAUUUUGGGUCAGGGAUUUUGUUGACAGGAGGGAUCUCAAGGAAGGUGAUAUGAUUGGGAUGUAUUGGCAUCCCCGUACUGACUCUUUCUGUUUCUCUGUCUUGAAACGCGCUGGUGUAGAAUGA
Papaver somniferum (opium poppy) is the source of this 983-nucleotide messenger RNA. Its product is annotated as B3 domain-containing protein At2g33720-like. The record is from RefSeq and is a predicted model, not a curated record. The transcript has a single exon. Gene Ontology annotation, molecular function: DNA binding. The coding region runs from base 477 to 983 and encodes 168 amino acids. Lineage: Eukaryota; Viridiplantae; Streptophyta; Magnoliopsida; Ranunculales; Papaveraceae.